AUGGGCAACGACGGAGACGUGGAUGUCGUCCUCGUGACGCAGCUGCCGCCCGACUCGUGGUUUGAGGGGUUCGCAGUCCGCCCCAAUAACCACCUGGUGGCCGCCCGCCUGGACGCCCCCAGCAUCUACGACCUGGAUGCGGAGAAUCCAGAUGCCGAGCCACAGCCUCUGUGUGAGCUCCCCGGUGCCGCCUCCGCUAUCAAUCUGGUCGCGGUUCCCGGGCGCCAGGAUGAGUACAGCAUCAUCACUUCCGACAUCUGCGACCUGGCGGCGUGCAGGUGGCAGGACUUUGCCGUGUGGCAUCUCAAGAUAAAUCCCGAUGGCAAGGCGGAGGCCACGAAGAAGGGUGAGAUCAAGGACAUUGCUCUGCCCCUGGGUCUCUGUGCGGUGAACGAGCAGUACAUCCUCGUCGCCGAUUCGGUGAAGCUGUGCAUUCAAGUUUUGGACGUGACGACAGGCCAAAGCGAAGUCUUGCUAGCGGAUGAGGAAUCCAUGAAACCUAAAGGAGAGGACGCAUUCUUUGGGAUAAAUCGUAUCUGCCUGGCCGGUGGCUAUCUUUGGUAUUCGAACUACGGCGCCGGUUCAAUCCACCGAGUGCCAUAUGAGCUGGAUGGGAGCAACCCUCGGGUACCGCUCAAGGUUACCGGGCCGGUGGAGCUGGUCGCCGACGACUUGAAACAUUGCGAUGGAUUCCAGGUCACGCCAGGCGGCAGCGCCGCUUACACGUUGAACAGCGUUGAUGGCAACUUGAUGAAGACCGACGUCAAGUCGCUCCAAGGCGCAAAAGCGCAAUCCAUAAACGUACAAGAGAGGCUGGUUAGCCCCACGUGUCUCGAGCUAGGAACGCCAGGAAAGGGAAAGCAGAAGAUUUUUGUCAUGUGCUGCGGCGAGAUCGACGUUGGCUGGCUGGAUGCAAGCGACAAGCUAUCAUGGACAGAGUGGUCGAAAAUUCAGGUUUCGAGCACGGUGGAGGUGACCGUCACGACAGAGUAG
This is a messenger RNA of Neoarthrinium moseri, 993 nucleotides long. RefSeq lists its product as uncharacterized. NCBI's taxonomy places the organism in Eukaryota, Fungi, Ascomycota, Sordariomycetes, Amphisphaeriales, Apiosporaceae. The transcript has a single exon. The coding region runs from base 1 to 993 and encodes 330 amino acids. The record is from RefSeq and is a predicted model, not a curated record.